Messenger RNA from Rhopilema esculentum, 1639 nucleotides. RefSeq lists its product as uncharacterized. The record is from RefSeq and is a predicted model, not a curated record. Gene Ontology annotation, cellular component: BLOC-1 complex. Lineage: Eukaryota; Metazoa; Cnidaria; Scyphozoa; Rhizostomeae; Rhizostomatidae.
AUCUCUUGUCCAAUCAGAAUUACACAAUGACGCUGUAAUCGUUGCAUCAUGUAGCAUGUGACAGAUAUUCUAGGAAGGUGAUGUCAUUAUAGCCUCUAUUUGGUUAAAAACAAUCAUGGCGGAUCAUUCGAUGCAUGAGACAGCAGAAAAUUCGUUCGAGAAUAUUCUGGAGAAAGAAAGCCAGCCCUCAAAAGAUGAGCAUGUAUUCGAUUUUGUUGAUGUCGUUAAUGGAUUUUCAAAACUUUUUACGGUUAACCCAUCGUAUCAGUUGGAUGAGUUGGAAAACAUAAUUGAAAGCUUGCUGAUUUAUUGUGGAGAAUGCUGCGCAUUGACUGAUCAAAUCCGAGAAGAAUCGAAAAAGCUAUUAUUUGCGGCACUACCUGAAUUUUAUGAAAAGAGAGCAGCCAUGCAGUCCAUUUUCAAACAAAUUGACUGUUUAGAGGAAUUCAUUUCAGUUAUUAAAGCAAAUGUUGAACAAUUGGAAGAGAGUGUGCAACUUGGUGAAAAAGAACUUGGGAAUAAAAAUUUAAAGAAAUUUAUGUCAUCAAUUCCAAUUCCCAGCUUUUUUGCUCAAAAGAAGCAAGCUAGAAGCCACCAGAAAGCAGAAGUCAAGGACACAGAUCCUCAAAUACCUCAGAUUUUCAAAGUAGAUGAUUACAUUGAGACUGACGACAGCGAAUCAUAAUAGGAUUAAACAAGAUUUUCUAUUUCACAUGCUGUUAAAUUUGGUUCUACUUGGAAUAGCAGGCAGUAAAGAAAGAUAGGAAAUUAUCUUAUGGUUCACUGGCCCUGCUUGAAAAUUGAAACUGAUUCAUUAAACAUUUGCCCCCAAAUUAUACAUGGGCCAACUAUUUGCUCCCAAAAUAUUGUGGGAGGCGCGAUACACCCCCAUGUGUACAAGACUUUAGGCAUGGAGCAGCUACUUCAGGUUCAUCCCCUACACAUUCAUUUUUAGUAAAUAAAAAGAAUAUUUGCCUUUGCCUAAAACAAUUGUUCUGUUCAUCAGUCUCCCAGCCCCCCCCCCCCACACACACACCACACACCUUAGCAUUAAUAAGAAUUAUCUCAUUGUCGAUAUUUUUCCUGCAUUAUUCUCGAUAAUGUAAUUGACAUGUUAGCAAGAUGUUACCUUGUUCUGUUUUAAUUGCCAAAUUUGGUUGUAAACUUUGACGACAUAAGCACCAUUAUUUUAAAUAGAUAGUUGACAAUACAGAAAACAUCGCUAAGUUGCUGAAGACAAAAAUCCCCUAAAUUGAAGUUAAGAUUGGCCCUGAUUUUAACAUUUCCUUCUUUUGUAGAAUUUUUCCUCAAAUUUGAAAAGUUUAAGCGAAAUUCAAGCUAAUUUGAAUAAACAGUCUAGUGCCAUGCCAACUUUCUAAGCAGAACAUCACUCUUUAAUUCAUCAUUUAGAAACAAAGGAUAAUAUUAGGAUAACAUUAUCAAUUUAAUAUUCAAUUUUCAAUAUUCAAUUUUACCUAAUUAUUUGAAAGCAAAUUAAUUAUAUUUUGCAAACGAAUAGACACGGGAGUCAUAGCACUGUAAAUAGACAUAACGGCUUUAAAUUUGUAUUCUAAUUUGUGUAUUUUCCUAAAUAUGAUACAAUUUUUUUGCGGUACAGAAUUUGAAAAUGGCUUUGAAA